AUGGCUAGCGUGAAAGACGAAAAGCGCAAAGCCGAAGACGGCAUCAACGGCCACGAUGCGAAGCGACACAAGACCGUGUCGCCUGAACCAGACUCCGCCGCCGAUGCCUCUUUCUCGACAAUCAACCACGCAGCCUUCCCUGAGAAGCCCGCAGUGGCUGAGGAGCGAAAUGGCGAAAUCUCCUUCCAGGUCGUGAACAAUGACGGCCAGCCCCACUCUCACAUUGUUCUCACUGGCCUUAAGUGCAUAUUUCAGAAGCAGUUGCCCAAAAUGCCGAAGGACUACAUCGCGAGACUUGUAUAUGACCGGACACACUUGAGCAUAGCGAUUGUCAAGCGUCCUCCGGCUGGCAGCUAUGCGGAGACUUCAAACCUGCCAGGUGAGGUCGUGGGAGGCAUCACUUACCGACCGUUCAAAGGGAGGCAGUUUGCGGAGAUCGUCUUCUGCGCGAUCAGCAGCGAUCAGCAAGUUAAGGGAUACGGCGCGCAUCUUAUGAGCCAUCUCAAAGACUACGUCAAGGCGACCAGCGACGUCAUGUACUUCCUUACAUACGCCGACAACUACGCCAUCGGAUAUUUCAAGAAGCAGGGAUUCACGAAAGAGAUAACGCUGGAUAAGCCAAAGUGGAUGGGCUACAUCAAGGACUACGAGGGAGGUACAAUAAUGCAGUGCUCCAUGCUUCCAAAGAUCAGAUACCUUGAAUCGGGCAGGAUGCUGCUCAAGCAAAAGGCUGCUGUUCAUGCCAAGAUUCGAGCAGAGAGCAAGAGCUACGAGAUACAUCAGCCGCCUGCGCAGUGGAAGAAGGCCGACAAGGAGGGCAAGUCCCGUGCCGAGAUCGACCCUCUCGCAAUUCCCGCUAUCAAGGCUACGGGAUGGUCACCGGAAAUGGACGCGCUUGCGAGACAGCCGCGUCGCAACCCAUCACACAGUCUGCUAUUGAGCCUACUGUCCCAGCUUCAGAAUAGCUCGUCUGCAUGGCCAUUUCUUCAACCCGUUAAUGGCGAUGAAGUGCAUGAUUAUUAUGACGUGAUCAAGGAACCAAUGGACUUGUCGUUGAUGGAAAACAAGCUGGAAAAGGAUAAGUACGAGAGCGUUGAAGACUUCGUCAAGGUAAACAGUUCGCAGUUAUCAUUCUCGAUAUCCCCAUGCUAACAUGUGAUUUUGCAGGACGUACUUCUCAUCGUGCGGAACUGCAAGCGGUACAACGCCGAGACCACUCCGUAUGCCAAGGCUGCCAACAAGCUGGAGAAGGAGAUGUGGAAGAAGAUUCGCGAGGUGCCGGAGUGGAGCUAUCUUGAACCUGACAACUUUGAGACGACGAAUCGACAACCGGAGUAG
This is a messenger RNA of Lecanosticta acicola, 1338 nucleotides long. NCBI's taxonomy places the organism in Eukaryota, Fungi, Ascomycota, Dothideomycetes, Mycosphaerellales, Mycosphaerellaceae. The record is from the annotation of a GenBank genome assembly.